CUCCCACCUCUGUUGAUUCUACAACUUCCCCUCUUACCUAGCACAUCGUCCUGUACAGUGCAUCUCUUACACGGACUAUCAUUAUCUUCUCCAUUCUUCUUUCUGCUCAACUGUGGACGUUGGAUCAAUCGGAUCAUGAGCUUCUGAACUCCAUUGCCAUCAUUGAUUUACUGUGACUUGUUGUCGGACCAUUGAUUCGGCCCGCCAUCACACGCUUAAUCACGCUAUUCUAAGGCUGCGGUGGUUUGCACACUCUGCCUAUUCUCUCUCACCACUUCAGUGGCCUUGCGAUCUGCUACAAACCGACAUCAUGACCAUUAACGCUGGCCAUGCAGGCCAGAUGAUCGAGUACAUCCAAGAUCGUCUGUACCUGGCUUCUUACGACUCAAUCCCGUCCUCGCGAACUCCAUUCCCUUAUCCGCUCGAGCAGCCCAAGUCUCCCAGCAAGCGGGCUGCGCGCGCUCAACCCACCACCCCGACGACCAAGCGCCGAUCUCCCGUCUACUUCACUGUUGACGAUAACCUUCUCUACAAUGCAUUCCAUGCGGACUUUGGCCCCCUCCACAUUGGUCAUCUGUACCGAUUUGCAGUCCUUUUCCACGAAAUCCUCGGUGACCCGGCCAACAGUGAUCGCCCCGUCGUCUUCUACAGCAAGACAGAUGCACGCAGCCGCGCAAACGCCGCCUGCCUCGUGGCUUGCUACAUGGUCCUCAUCCAGUCAUGGCCACCCCACUUGGCCCUGGCCCCCAUUGCGCAGGCCGAUCCCCCUUACAUGCCCUUCCGCGAUGCCGGGUACAGCCAGGCAGACUUUAUCCUGAACAUCCAGGACGUUGUGUACGGUGUUUGGAAGGCCAAGGAGCAGGGUCUGUGUGGACUCCGUGACUUCAACCUUGAAGAGUAUGAGAAGUUUGAACGAGUCGACAUGGGCGACUUCAACUGGGUUACUCCCAACUUUCUCGCUUUUGCCUCCCCUCAACACCAGCCCGUUGCGCCGGUUCCCAUGAACACCCCCGAAUACGACGCCCUCCCCUCCUCCAUCUCCGAAAUUUGCUCCUCCAAGCUUCCUCUCCCAUUCAAAAACGUUCUCGUCCACUUCACCUCUCGCAAUAUUGGCCUUGUUGUUCGCUUGAACUCUGAGCUAUACAGCCCAUCGUAUUUCACCGCCCUAGGCAUCCAGCACAUCGACAUGAUCUUUGAGGAUGGCACGUGCCCCCCUCUCACCCUGGUUCGGAGGUUUAUCAAGAUGGCACACGACAUGAUCACUGUCAAGAACAAGGGCAUUGCAGUGCACUGCAAAGCUGGUCUGGGACGCACGGGAUGUUUGAUCGGUGCUUAUCUGAUCUAUCGCUAUGGAUUUACUGCCAAUGAGGUCAUUGCCUUCAUGCGGUUCAUGCGCCCCGGUAUGGUCGUCGGCCCGCAGCAGCACUGGCUGCACCUCAACCAGGGUUCCUUCCGGGAAUGGUGGUUCGAGGAUAGCAUGCGUGAAAAGUUGGCCCAGUCUGCCCCUGUCACUCCCGCUCGGGUCUCUGUCAAGAAGCGUGGAAGCAACGGUGUCGUCUCUACUCCUCCGAACAACAGCCACUCAAAGCGCGCCGCGCUUGGCGAAAUUGAUCACAAUGAGGGUGCUGCCACCCACCACGAAGAGAAUCUCCCUGCGCCCACCCCAGGACAACCACGAAAGUCACACCGCAAGGAUUCUCGCCACCACCCUUAUGCCCGUACAACUUCCGGUUCAUUGACUGUGGAGCAUGAGAGCCACAAGGAGACAGAUUCGCGGACUCCUCGCGGUCAUCGUCUCAGCAAUGAGAGCAGUGAGAGCGAUGAGGAAAUUCAACUCCGGAUGCUGGCUAAGCGGUCCUCGCGGUCUCCUGUCGCGACAACCACCUCGCGGUCAAUCAGCUACUCGGCCACUGUCACAGCCAGCUACACUCUCACCGACGAUAUUCAUGAAGACCGCGAGAACUGGGUCGAGACGGGGGCCCCUAAGACUCCUGCCAGCCGCAAGAGCGCCGGUGGAACCGUUUCGGUCAGCAAGGUUCGGUCCAGCCCCCGACGAGUCACAGACAGCAACAAGAGCGAGUCGCGAGGAGUGCGGAAGCCUAGUGGCCGCAUUGGCAGCACCUCUAGCCCAGCCCGUGCCACUCGCGCUGCUGCUUAACUGGCCAGGAUGCUAGUUAUUCAACGGAUCUGGCACGUCACUGUCUUCCUGUGGUUGACACCUUCAAUUCUCCCCCGUCCUCAAUGGGCAACUCUAUGCAUACCCCUUUUCCCCGCUGCAUCUUGCACAGUCUAAUGCUUUGAUUCAAUUCGUCUCUUGUUGGUUUCCACCAACUUUUGUUUAGGGUAUUUUGUUUAUUUUCGGCGUACAAAUUAUUGGUCUUUGGGGCGGGUUCUGCGCGGCGUCUGGUUGCACUGCUUGUUGAUAUGCUGAAUUGGUUGCAAGGGAUGGAAUUCGUCACGGACUGUGACUUGCGUGGUCUACUCGACUGGCAUCCAGGCUCUGCGGUCGAUUCCCUCUCGAGCCUAAGGCAUGGUGUUCUGCAUGCGCGGCUUCUGUCCGCCUCUGUUUCUACGGUGAUACGACGACUAGUUUCAUGAGCUCGUGCAAAUCUUCUUCAUUUCGUUUUCAUUAUUCGUUGAGUAGUGACUGUUGAUGUAGUGUCGGUUUGCCCUGGUCAUCGGAGAAAUAAGGUUAUGGUAGGACUGUCACCGUAAGGACACAGCACUGCUCCAUUCUCUUGGAUCAUUCAAUUGCCCUGAAAUGCCAGGAUCAGGACUCGGUAACGCGGAGGUGAUUACGUCGAAUGCUUCCAAUCCCAUCGAGGCAGCCACAACAUCGAGCCAUUUGUCCGGAGACGGCAUCUCCUCCCUCGCCUCGUUGACGUCUGAUCCCGCUAUCCUCCCCUUGUCUACAUUCAACUUUGAAACAAAGCGAAAAGGUAGCGGGUCUGCAAGCGGGGCAUCGCUAUCUUGACCUGACCUGCCACGUGUUGCCCGCGCUUUAUCACUCUCAAGGUGAUCGAGUAGAAGCCGGAGAAUGUAAAGGCAGUGGUCCGCACCACGGAGGACGCUAUUUGCGAAUUCCUGAGGGAAUGUGGACGGGAUGGGUCCGAUGAAAGCCAUCUUCUUCUUACUGGCGGCGCCACCAUUACACCACUGAUAGCUCUGCACGGCAGCGGCAAGGCGCAAAUGCGCGGACAGGGUGCAUAAGGCCUGACUGCUCCUCAGAACCUGUGCCGAUAGCACUUGCCUUACGUGGGGAGGGUCAUUCACGGUACGUAAUUCGCGCGCUUGGACUAGUAGGCCCGGUACCUUGGCGACUUCCUUGAAUAUCCGAUCUUGUAAAUCGAUGAAGAGGGCGAUAGGUCCGUCAACGCGUGGUGAAGACAUGUCUUCCAUUCGAACUUGGUCUAUGUGUUCCUGCCACUCUGGUAGUUCGAAGAUACACCUUCUGCCUCUAAUAAAGGCUUCUGCAACGAGGAAGCUCCGAAAGGAGAGGUAAAGGCACCGGUCGAAGCCGGUUAGGUGGGCCUUCGGACCGCGAUGUUCCAUCAAUAAUGCCGUGCCGGCUGCAUGAUGAGCCCACGAGUCCGGAUUGGUGCGCGAGUAUGCUUCGAACAGACUCAACGCAAUGGUAAUGCUCACACUUUCGGUAGAUAUCAUCGCAUCUGCGUUGCGAAUGCGACCACCGAACAGACGCAGUGCUUUGCUGUAUACUUCGCGACUUGAGCGCCGCAGCAUAGUAUUGUCAUGUUUCUGACCCAUGAAAAUAGCAUUGACGCAGAAGAUGGCUGCGUCGAAGGCGGGACUUUGGCCUCCAUGCUGUGCGAUGUAUGUUGUCCAGGGCGUAUGGACUCGGUAUCGAUUCAGUCCGAACCAGCGCGUGAAGGCUGUGAGGACAAAGGAGCCGAAGACGACGGGUUGUUGUUUACCCAUUGAUUGUGCUACGAGGGAAGGUAUGAUGCGCUCGUCGAUGGACUCGGAGGGCUGGGCAGGGGUGGUUGUAGAUUGGGAUUGUUUCUUCUUGAAGCGUUGGCGGAGUUGUGGACCUUCGUCCAUGAACUUAUGCGGACGGGUGUAGCCGGGGCAGUCGACGCCGUACCUCGUGCACUGAGUGCAUUCUGGGCGUAGUAGAUCGCACUAUAUUAGGGUGGCUUUUAGAGAGAUGUUUUUUUGGUUCCCCAAAGGUAUGCGAUAAUGCUUACCUUCACUCGCCGCUGAAGACAUGUUUGGCAUCCUUUGCUCUUUGGAACGCCAACCAUGUUGAGGAUUUGCUCGUGGACAGUAAGAUGCACAUCCCCAGAUCGAUGCGCUGGCUCUCGGGCAGAUUCCGAGGUCGGACUUUGGUCGUGGAUAGGUAUGAUCUCAGUCGUGUGCCGCAGUCAUUCUGCGCUGGGAAGCGCUUUCUUAUCUGCGAGAGCCACAGAUCACACUCCUCGUGAGAGCCUGGAGUGAGACCCACAGCACCCAAACUCUCGGCGCUGAUGACACCGCAGCAAUCCAGGCGACAAAGGUCUGACGUA
Molecule: messenger RNA, 4523 nt
Organism: Penicillium brasilianum
Lineage: Eukaryota; Fungi; Ascomycota; Eurotiomycetes; Eurotiales; Aspergillaceae
Source: the annotation of a GenBank genome assembly